Messenger RNA from Cooperia oncophora, 273 nucleotides. NCBI's taxonomy places the organism in Eukaryota, Metazoa, Nematoda, Chromadorea, Rhabditida, Trichostrongylidae. The record is from the annotation of a GenBank genome assembly.
AUGAGCGGAUUGAGCGUGCUAGAAGAAGAACUCACAGAGAAGACGACCGAGGAUAAAAUGCGUCGUUUGGUGUCGUUGUUUUCCAACAAAAGCCUCGAUGAAAUCGAUAUGUCAUUCGAUAUCCGGAAAGAUGUGAAUGUUGAACAUAACUAUUUCUACGAGAUGAUGGCCAGUGCAAUUAGUUACCAUUUCAAAGUAGAGACUGACCCCGAAACAGUGGAGACAUUCUCAACAUUACGCGAUAUCGUCGAUUACGUCAAGAGUCGACAGUAA